GGAACAUCUGGACGGUAGGGGGACGUCGUAAGCGCUGAAAAGACCACGGAUACCGUCGUAGACCUUUCCUCCUCUAUCCCCGUCUCCGACGGGGUUGCCUGCUUCGGAGCCUUUGGAAUAAUAAUCUCUUGCCUUUCCCUCUCAAACCCUAGCCCUAAUCGAUCUUAAAACGAAAAAAGGGUAGCGGAGAAAUCCUCCUCCGCGUAUCUGGAUUUCAAUUCUUUGGUGUUAGUGUUCCUGGAUUUUAAACCCUAAUCAUCUAAUCGGCGAUGGAUGGGAACAAAGACGAGGCUUUGAAAUGCCUGAGGAUCGGAAAGGAAGCCUUGCAGUCAGGGGACCAAACCCGUGCCCUUAAAUUCCUGACCAAAGCCCGCCGCCUCGACCCUUCUCUUCCGAUCGAUGAUCUCCUAUCCGCUGCUGCGGAUGGAGGAUCCCGUGGCUCUUCCCCGCCGGAUGGUCCUGGCAACCCCCGCGAAGAGCCCGAGAGGCCGACCCCAGGCUCUGCUUCGGCAUCCUCUUUCGCUACUGCUAGGGCUGCGGCCUCAACUUCUUCCGAGGGAUCUUCGAGGGCUUACACGGAGGAGCAGAUAACUGUCGUCAGGCAAAUCAAGAGGCAGAAGGAUUACUAUCAGAUCCUGGGGUUGGAACGCAAUUGCACCGCGGAAGAUGUUCGGAAGGCGUACCGAAAACUAUCCCUCAAGGUCCACCCUGAUAAAAACAAGGCCCCCGGUGCCGAGGAAGCCUUUAAGGCCGUCUCUAAAGCUUUCCAGUGCCUUAGCAAUGGAGAGAGUAGGAAAAGCUAUGAUCUUGUUGGAUCCGAGGAGCCUGCUUACGAUAGGGCUGCGGCAAGGCGCCGUGCGCGUGGGUUUGAUGGCUUUUAUGAUGCCGAAGUUGAUGCGGAGGAAAUAUUUAGGAAUUUCUUCUUUGGAGGAAUGGCCCCAGCAGCCACAUCGUUUGGUCCAUUCCAAUUUGGAGUCGGUGGCAUGGGUGGCCCAAGCUUUCACCAGAUGCAGGGUGGUGGUAACUCCAACCUCCGUGCUCUGAUUCAGAUCCUGCCUGUUAUUAUUCUGAUUCUGUUGAACUUCCUCCCAUCCAAGGAUCCCGUUUAUUCAUUUUCUCGCGCAUAUCCUUAUGAACACAAAAUUGUGACUGCAAGAGGCGUGCCUUAUUUUGUCAAGUCACCAAAGUUUGAGCAGGAGUACCCUUACCAAAGCUCGGAACGUGCUUCUCUGGAGCAGCAUGUUGAGAGGGACUAUCUUACGAUCCUUGCACAGAAUUGUCGAGUCGAGCUGCAGCGGCGUCAAUGGGGUCUAUCAUACCAAACGCCUAACUGUGACAUGCUUCGGAAGUUUCAAGAAACAGCAUCUUAAUGUCAUCGGCUCAAGAUUGACAAGAAAUAUACUUCAGAUUUGGAGAUGACUUGUUGAGGAACACCAAGCUAGCUUUUUAUAUUCUUUUUGCAACGGAGAAAAUUUGGGUGAAGUAGUUUGCCUUUUGCAUUGCACGACCCAUGUUUGGUCUAUACCAUCUUCAAAAAACCUGCAAUUUCAUUGCUGCUAGGAAUUUGAUACUGGUCGUAUUAAUGUCGAUAUCAGGCGGUGCCUAUCCCUUUCAGCCUUUGGUUGAUCAAAUUUAAACUCUUCCAACCUACUUGGUACAUAAAAAUAAGUAUGUUUCUGAUGUCAUUUUGUUCCAUUUGUAUUAAACCGUUCUCAGCAUGACGGAAUACUUGCCCGGCUUUUCC
This is a messenger RNA of Phoenix dactylifera (date palm), 1744 nucleotides long. The record is from RefSeq and is a predicted model, not a curated record. Lineage: Eukaryota; Viridiplantae; Streptophyta; Magnoliopsida; Arecales; Arecaceae.